AUGAGCCAACAGCACACGAUGGCCAUGCAGGGAAUGGGUGGCCCCGUCGGCGGUCCGGUCGCGCAGCCUGCCAACGCUGGCACCCCGACAAACUCGGGCGCCGGUGUCACCAGCGCGGACAUAAUCAAAAAGCUCAACACCGCCAUCUACGACUACCUUCUGUGUUGCGAGAAGUACGACGCUGCGCGCGCCGUCAAAAACUGCCUUGAUAUCGAGACGCAAAUUCCGGUCAAGCAGUCGCCAAACCAGCGCCAGAACCAACCCAAUGGAUUGGAUAGCAGCACGGACGUCGACAGCAAAGAGCACGUUGGAAUCCAGAGACGGCCGGACGACUUGCCUGCACCGUUGACUCUAUCCGACGAGAACAGCGCUUUCCUCCAAGACUGGUGGCUUCAGUUCUGGGAGCUGCACCAAGCCAAUCGCCAGCGCGGCCGUCAGACGACCCUCACUUACGUCGGCCAUCAACGGCAAGCUCAGAAGGCGCGCACUGGUAUGAUGGGCAACAUGGAUCCGAACGCGCAAAGAGGGUAUGGCAUGAUGAACAACGGCGGCAUGAAUGACCUCAGGCAGACGGCGAUGAAGAAUGGCCUGUGAGUCUCCCAAAUGUACGUUCUACGCGAGUUCGAGGCACACUGACGCGUAUCAUAGGAGCCAACAGCAGCAGAUUACCAUGCAGAAGAUGCAGCAGCGGCAGGCGCAGGGAGGCCAGAUGGGCGCUGCACAGAUGGAGCGACAAGGUUCCCAGAUGGACAUGAGCGGUCCGCGCUCCGGGUCACCGAACACCGGCGGUGAUGCGCCCUCACCCAAGCGACAAAGAAUCGAUGGUGGAAACAUGCAGCAGAUCAACCAGCAGCGCCCUGGGCAACCAGGUCCGAUGCAAGGCGGCAAUCAGGUGGGUACCCCAUCCGACACCCCACCCAUGUCCGAGAUCCCACCAGAGACGCUCGAGAUGCUACGCGUGAGAGGAAUCGAUCCCAAUCGAAUCUCGCCAGAGCAACUGAGACACUUGUCCCAACAGCCUACUAAUUAUCAAACAAAGUCUAUGGAGGUCUAUUCGAAUGCAAUGCAGAAACAAAUGCAAGCCGCUUUACAGAGAACAAGUUCUAACGGGAACAAGGUCAUGCCUCCAAAUCCCGCCAUGGGUCCCGGCGGCGCGCAGUCGAGUCCGAUGAACCAGCAAGGCUUUGACGGCAACAGCAACGAACUCUAUGCCAACCGCCUGCCCGUGCAACAGAACGGCGCGGCCGUGGCAGCCGGUGGCCAGCAAGCACAGAACGGUAACCACGCACUGCAGGACUACCAGAUGCAGUUGAUGCUGCUCGAGCAGCAGAACAAGAAGAGGCUGCUCAUGGCACGCCAAGAACAAGACGGCAUGGCACACCAGCCUGGCGUGCCGCCCAGCGGUGGCCAGCUUGCACCUGGCAUGUCACCUCAGGGCAGCAGAGUCGGUGAUCCGUCUCCAAACCCGAAUGAUAUGCAGCGCGGCACGCCCAACAUGAAGAAGGCAGGUAUGUCUCCGAAUGGAGACAUGACAGGCCGCGGCUCACCAGCUCCGGGCAUGAUGGAUCCAAACAUGAAUCCUGCUAUGCGACCUCAGCAGAUGAUAGUGGCGCCCAAUGGUCAACCUAUCAUGCGUCCGCCAUCAUCUCACCCGAACGGCCCGCCAAUGACUCCGCAGCAGAUGGAGAUGAUGCGAAACGGCCAAAUGAUGCCAAAUGGCGCGAAUUGGCAAGGUGGACCGCAGCCGGGUCAAAUGAUGCCUGGUCAACAGCCGGGCCAAGGAGGCCCGCCUGGUCAGCAGCCUAACAUGACCCCUAGACAAGGCAACAUGCCACCUCCACCUGCACCAGGGCAAAAUCCCGGAGGCACACAGCCAAGUAGCCCUCAGGCGCAGGCUCAGCCGCCCACGCCAAAUCAAGCCAACAAACCCAAGCCCGGGACCAAGAAGGAUGCUGCAGCGAACAAGAAGGUAAGCAUAUCUACUCUGCAGGCUUUCAGCGCGAUGCUAAUGCAAUCGACACAGGCCGCCGCGAACAAGAAGGGUCCUGCAGCUGCAGAGAACGAGGGCGCAAAUCAGGCCCCCACGCCCACGCCGCCGCCGCCAGUCACUCCCAGUAAUCCAAACGGAGCCAACUUCCAGCAGAACAAGAACCUACAAAUGCCGAAUGGUCAACCUCAAGGCCAGCAGGGCAAUCAGAAUCAGCCCGCCGGCCAACAGGGUGGCGCACCUCCGGUUCAACAACCUCUUAACGACAUGAACAACCCUCCAUUUGGCGCUCUUCCCGGUGACGACUUCAGCGUCAACGGCGGCAUGGAUUUCGCCAAUCUAGAUAGCGGCGAUGUGCUCGACAACUUCGAUUUCGAUAGCUUCCUGAAUCAAACAGGAGAUGAUGGAGGAUUAGGCUUCGAUGCGAACUUUGCCUUCGGUGAUGGGGAUAAUCUGGCCAUCACCGACAAUUAG
Messenger RNA from Lecanosticta acicola, 2461 nucleotides. The record is from the annotation of a GenBank genome assembly. NCBI's taxonomy places the organism in Eukaryota, Fungi, Ascomycota, Dothideomycetes, Mycosphaerellales, Mycosphaerellaceae.